This is a messenger RNA of Acanthamoeba castellanii str. Neff, 603 nucleotides long. RefSeq lists its product as uncharacterized. The record is from RefSeq and is a predicted model, not a curated record. Lineage: Eukaryota; Discosea; Longamoebia; Acanthamoebidae. The coding region runs from base 1 to 603 and encodes 200 amino acids. The transcript has 2 exons.
AUGAGCGACGAGGAGGAGAGGAUGUCAACUUCAGGGGAGGAGAGCGAACAGGAGGACGAAGAAGUGGAGCAGGGCGAGGAGGGCGAGGAGAUGGAGGAGGAGCCCGCACCUGUACCCAAGGGACCCAAGCUGCCCCCGGGCGCCGUGGGCUUCGGCAUGAUGAUCCCCGCGCCUGGGUCGGUGGCCCUUAGAAAGGUGGAGCGGCCAGCCGAGAAGGCGCAGCCGGCCCCCACCGACGUGAAGGAGACCGAGUUCGGGCGGCUGGAGCUGAAGAAGACGCCCGGACCGGCCUCCAACAAGCCCCCGCCGGCGAGCGGCGAGGCCCAGCCCGAGUUUGCCAAGGUGAAGCUGAGGAAGACCAACACGGAUGUGUCCCAAGAGAUCACGGCCAGCAGCGAGACCACGGCCACCCACAACAACAAUAACAACGCGACAGGAGGCCGACCACGGACGACGCCAAGGAGGGCGGUGACAAGACAGACGCUGCUGACGGUGGCGAGGGAGCUCAUGAGGAGGGCGGCAAGGGGGAAGAAGGGGAAGAAGGACAACGCCGAGGAGGGCGGGGAACGGGCAUCUGGCAAGGGCUGCUGCAUACUCAUGUAA